This is a messenger RNA of Heterobasidion irregulare TC 32-1, 884 nucleotides long. RefSeq lists its product as uncharacterized. Gene Ontology annotation, cellular component: membrane. Gene Ontology annotation, biological process: vesicle-mediated transport. The record is from RefSeq and is a predicted model, not a curated record. NCBI's taxonomy places the organism in Eukaryota, Fungi, Basidiomycota, Agaricomycetes, Russulales, Bondarzewiaceae. The transcript is spliced from 6 exons. Bases 158 to 709 code for a protein of 183 amino acids.
GAGCGUCUUACCUCCCACUAAUCGUCAGCUGCAGGUCCAGCAUCCCCUCAUACUCCUCUACCUCCCGACCUGGUAAUACCUCCGACUUUACUUGAAUUCUCAGUUUCUUUCACUUUGUCAUCAACGAAACGAGUAACCUUAGCAUCAGCGAGACAUCAUGGCAGGGUCUAAGGGUUGGUUCAAUCUCGAGACAGCAGGAGCUGGCGUCCCCGAGACGCAAUUCUUCGAGGGCGAUUCGGCAUUUUCGAAGCUUGGGCUUACGCGCACGCAGAGGUUGUAUGGGUUUGCGGGGUGUUUCGGUGUAGGGUUCUUGUUGAGUAUCCUCGGCACGGUGUUUCUGUUUCUCGGGGCUUUGACGACUUUCGCAUGUGCGUGUUUCAUCGUAGAUCUGGGGGGUAUUAUGAUGAUGACAGGGGCCUCUUUUCGUGCAGUUCUUUAUGCCAUUGGAACGGUCGUUUCGCUCAUUGGGACAGGUUUCUUGAUUGGGUUCUUCAAGCAGGUCAAGAUGAUGUUCAAGCCUGUCCGAGUGGUCGCAACUAUCCUAUUUCUUGUCUCGAUAGGUCUCAUAUUUGUGGGAGCGUUUGUUCUCAAUAGUGGAAUCCUAUGCAUCAUCUUCGUCAUUAUCGAGUACCUCGCCUUCCUGUGGUAUACGCUGUCGUACAUUCCAUAUGCGCGCAGCGCUGUGCUCAAAGUCUUUGGAAUGUCAUGAGCAUGGGAAUCGUGGAAACUUGCCCAAAACGGUUGACAAGUAACUCAGGACCAUGUCCAUGCCGUGACAUGUAUGUGCAUCGAAGACUUGGGAACGAAUAAAUUACGGCGGACAUGUAUUUGGUACGACUUAUUUGUUGCACUUUCUCUUACGACUUGCUCGGAAAUCUACUUCU